Messenger RNA from Effrenium voratum, 717 nucleotides. The record is from the annotation of a GenBank genome assembly. Lineage: Eukaryota; Dinophyceae; Suessiales; Symbiodiniaceae.
AUGGAUCGCCAUGGCAUUGGCACUGAUGCCUCCAUGGCAUCACAUGUUGGCAACGUCCAGAAGAGGAAGUAUGUACAGCUGGACGCGCAGACGCGGCAGAUGCGGCCCUCGGAGUUGGGCUUGGCUCUGUGCCACAGCUACAUGCUCAUCGAUCCCGAGCUGGUGCUUCCCACCGUGCGGGCAUCCAUCGAGAACGCCUGCGCCCGGGUGGCGAGGGGUGAGGCGCGCAAACCCCACGUCGUGGAGCAUAGCCUUCGAACCUUCAAGAACAAGUUCUAUGGUUUCGCCCGGCAAAUUGACCGGGUACCACUGAUGCUCGCUUUGGCCUACAGCCUGAGUGGUCCUGCCGGCGGCAUGUCUCAAGGACGCGCCGGACAAAGCCUGGGCCUCUGGCAUGAGGCCGCUGCGCGCACGGCGCGCGUCUCCCUCGAGGAUUUGCUAAGCCUCCGAGACGAAGCCAUGGUCUCCGAGACACCAGAAGGUGCUUUCGACCUCCAGCAAGUCCUUGCAGACAACCCCGCGGUGCGGCAAGUGCAGGCAGCACUGGAAGAGCUUGGCUUUUCAGCAGAGGGUCCAGAGCACGCGCCUGCGCCUGAAGGCGACAGAGGCCACCGCGGUGGCAAGCGAAAGGGCGGCAAGGGCGGCAAGGGCAGCAAGGGCGCCUCGAGCAAGGGCAAGGGCAAGGGCAAGGGCGGAGAUGCAGGCUGGUACCAGUAG